Daphnia pulicaria is the source of this 1665-nucleotide messenger RNA. RefSeq lists its product as uncharacterized. Lineage: Eukaryota; Metazoa; Arthropoda; Branchiopoda; Diplostraca; Daphniidae. The record is from RefSeq and is a predicted model, not a curated record. The coding region runs from base 273 to 1460 and encodes 395 amino acids. The transcript is spliced from 3 exons.
GAUUUCAUCAACACCCGAUCAACACAGAAAAGAAAGUCGUUUGUUAUCUUUAAAAAAAGUAAUCCUAUUUUUCCAGUAAAACUUUUACAAUAGGGAAAAGUUUUACUAGAUUCUUCUACUAUUUCAGAACCACAUGGAAUCGCCAAUUGAUUCCAUGGUAUCAAUUUUCAUACGUACGCUUUCAUAGAAGGCUAGAAGCUAUGAUAGACGUGAUAAUAUAGUAAACUUGAUUUUUUUUUUCAAUUGCAAAAGAAACCUUUGAGAAAUUUGGAAUGAAUCCCAACAACCCACAACACUUGAUGGGGAGUUAUCCUCCACAUUACUUUCAUGUGAAUCCCGCAAGUUUGAAUUGGCAGUGGAAUCAAGCAAUGCCUGGUCCUUCUACAUUAAGAGGAAAUUUCAUCCAUGUAAAUCCAGCCUUUUUUCAAACAAAUGUGGCCCCACUCCCUGAAUUGCCAAACCCUAAAAGAAUAAUUGUCAACCCAAAGUUUUUCCCUCAUGUUCAACCUGAAAGGAACACUGGAACUCCAUCUGCUUCACUCGAAGUGAAAAAUGUGGAAAUAAUUCCUGCUGUGUUAAGAGAUCAGGCACCAAAUUUGAACAGAGUUGUUAUUCAAGAAGAAACCAAGGAAAAAAAGCAACACAUCAUGGCCUUGAACAGCCAUAACUCACAACCGAUUGCGCAGCACCAUAUGAAACCAAGCCCGAUUCGACACAUUUCUGAACGCCGUAAGUUGACUAAAAUGGAUUUCACAAAUCAACCAAUGAGAAGCAAAUAUAAAUGGCGGAAAAUGGAGAGCCCAUUGAAAGCAAUAGCUACCAAACAUGCCUACAAAUUGGUUCGAAAAUCAGUUGUGAAAUCUCCCAAAUUGGCCAGUUUGUCAACCCAUCGUACGCAGUAUCAUUCAUCAAGACUUCUAACUCCUCCCAAAUUUACAAGUACACCAACUGAAACGCAGCCUCCAAUCAAUUCACGUUUCAAACUAGAUAACCGAGUUACCAAAAAUAAGAAGAAAGCUACCAAGAGCUCAAGUCCUCGCGUGUCGCUACCCAAAGUUAUUCAAAACAAGUAUAGACUAAUUCGUAACAAAUGCUGGAAAUCCAAGAAUCUUACUUUGACGAAAAGUGGCAUCAACCGUUCCAUCAUCAAUCAUCGUUCCGUUGUUAGUCGUUCUGUGGUCAAUCGUAGCUUCACCAACUUCAAAUCCCCAGUUUGCAGACCAAUGGCGCAUCACAGUAGUCGAUUGCAAAGGUUGGCUGUUGUAAUUAAGCCCAACAAGAGUAUCAAGAAGACCAAAACUACUAAGAGCAAGACACGGAAACGUUAUUAUGAUGACGAGGCAAAGGCCAAACCAGAUGACGAAGUCCUUGAUGACGUGGAUGUGGAGAUCGCUGAAAAACCUUCGGGGCCUAAGAAUCGUACGCCGAUAGGUGCACUGCCUUCUUUCAUUACAUUAUAGAAACAGUUCUCCAUUAAAAUUGCAUAUUGUCUUGUUAAUACUACUCCAGUUCUCUGUUGAUCCACUUGGUUAUUUGAAACUGGUUACAAUUGUUUGCAUAGACAACGGUCUACGGCCAAAUGCUCAUUGAAAAAUCUCUUGUUCGAGUACCUGUUUUAAUUAUUCUAUUUUUUUCCUGAAUUAACUGUACUUUUUUGUGUAAGAA